Messenger RNA from Protopolystoma xenopodis, 366 nucleotides. The record is from the annotation of a GenBank genome assembly. NCBI's taxonomy places the organism in Eukaryota, Metazoa, Platyhelminthes, Monogenea, Polystomatidea, Polystomatidae.
AUGAGCUUGCGAACGCACUGGAUAUGCAGUCACUUCGUCCUCUCGUGCAAGAAGGCGGAAGACUCGGCUCACUUUCCCAGAGGCCAAAAGUUUCCCAUGCAGCCUAGUUGGGGCUGCCCUACUUUGGGCAGUGUGGUCACCCGCAUGCGUCUGCAGAACAGGGUCACAAAAUCGAUGUCGGUCUCAGGCCGAGGCAAUGCUAUGGCAAUUGAAUCGAGUAGUCGUCACCACAGCGACCUCAGGAGUGUAUGCGACAUGGGGCGACCGCGAUGCUCUUGUCUUGUUUCCGUUUCGACUUCAUUUCCAACUGGCCUGGAUAGCAGGUUUUGGGUGAAAUUGUAUGAGGCAGAGAUAAGCCUCGUCUGA